GACGUCGCGGCGCGCGUGACGCGAGCAUCCCGCGACGGGCGGGGGGCGCGGCCGGCGCGGCCGUUUCGAAGCGGCGCCGAGAGGAGACCCGGCCCGGCCGGCCCGGCCCGCCGCCGGCAUGGCGCCCGGGAAGGCGCUGCAGCCCGUGCUGAAGAUGAAGGUGGACGAGCUCUUCCUGCACUGGCUGAGCGAGCCGGGCACGCAGCGCCUGCUGCACGCCUGCCUGCGCCGCCUGCGCGCCCCCCGCGACCCCCGGGCCGGCGCGGGACACUCGGGCGGCGCGCCCGGGGCACCCCCGCCGGACACGCCGCCCCCGCCGGACACGCCGGACACGCUUCAGCCCCCGCCGGACCCGCCGGACCCGCCGCAGCCCCCCCUGCAGCCCCCCCUGCAGCCCCCGCUGCAGCCCCCGCAGCCCGCGGCGCCCAGCCCGGAAGCCGCCAGGAGCGCGCCGCACGCGCGGGGACCCCGCCGGUCGGCAGGGACGCGAGCGGAGUGAGGGAGCAAGUGUCCAGUGGUCAGCUCCCCGGGAAGACAGCAGCCUUGCUGCCCAGCAGGACGCAGGUGCGGGGACAUCUCCCAGGACAUCCUGCUGGUCUGUCCUUUACCCCGUGUGCCCACAUCCGUGUGCUCCCCAGUCCGCUGGCUCCCUCUGCCCUGCCCCUGCCGCGCAGGGUGCCCAGCGCCCCCGUGCCGCCCGGCACCAGGCUCUGCUCUGCGUCCCGUGCAGGGCUGGCCGGCCGCGGUGUGCUGUCCCUCCCGGCCGGCGGGGCCGCUGCUCCUUGCCCACGCGGCGCCCGCCUCCUCCCCUCGCGCCUGUGCCCUCCCCAGCCUGUGGAAUGCGCGCGGCCCGGGCCGGCCCCCAGAGCGCCCGGCCGGCGACGCAUGGAGCGCGCUGAGCCCGGCCCAGGCCGCCCCGGACACAGCUGCCGCCUCGAGCCCGCCGGCCCCGGCCUCCCGCAGCGCGGCCCCGGCCCCGGCCCGCGCCGGCCCCUGCGCGCCGACACCAUGCGCCUGCGGGAGCUGUCGCUGCGCCAGGACCCCGACCUGCGCCAGGAGCUGGCCGCGCUGGCCCGCGGCUGCGACUUCGUGCUGCCGUCCCGCUUCAAGAAGAGGCUCAAGGCCUUUCAGCAGGUCCAGCGCAGGAGGGAGGAGCCCCUGCCGCCCGCCCCCAGCCGGGACAUCCCCACCUUCUACUUCCCCAGGGGCCGCCCCCAGGACACCGUCAACGUGGACGCCGUCAUCGCCCACAUCGAGAGGACCUUCGCCGACUUCCCGCAGGAGAGGGCCACCAUGGACGACAUGGGCCGCGUGGCCAAGGCCUGCGGCUGCCCGCUCUACUGGAAGGGCCCGCUCUUCUACGGCGCCGGCGGAGAGCGCACGGGCUCCGUCUCCGUGCACAAGUUCAUCGCCAUGUGGAGAAAGGUUCUGCACAGCUGCCACGAUGACGCCGCCAAGUUUGUGCACCUGCUCAUGAACCCCGGCUCUAACUACCUGGUCCAGGAGGACUUCAUCCCCUUCCUUCAGGACGUGGUGAACUCCCAUCCUGGCUUGUCCUUCCUGAAGGAGGCGUCGGAGUUCCACUCACGCUACAUCACCACUGUGAUCCAGAGGAUCUUCUACACAGUGAACAGGUCCUGGACGGGCAGGAUCACCUGCACAGAACUGCGGAGGAGCACCUUCCUGCAGAACGUGGCGCUGCUGGAGGAGGAGCCGGACAUCAACCAGCUGACGGAGUUCUUCUCCUACGAGCACUUCUACGUCAUCUACUGCAAGUUCUGGGAGCUGGACACUGACCACGACCUGCUCAUCGACGCCGAAGACCUCGCCCGGCACAACGACCACGCCAUCUCCACCCGGAUGAUCGAGAGGAUCUUCUCAGGGGCCGUGACACGGGGUAAGAAGGUGCAGAAGGAAGGGAAGAUCAGCUACGCCGACUUUGUCUGGUUCCUGAUCUCUGAAGAGGACAAGAAGACCCCCACCAGCAUCGAGUACUGGUUCCGCUGCAUGGACUUGGACGGGGACGGAGCCCUGUCCAUGUUUGAGCUGGAGCACUUCUACGAGGAGCAGUGCCGCAGGCUGGACAGCAUGGCCAUCGAGGCCCUGCCCUUUGAGGACUGCCUCUGCCAGAUGCUGGACCUGGUGAAGCCGCAGACUGAAGGGAAGAUCACCCUGCACGACCUGAAGAAGUGCAAGCUCGCCGGCGUCUUCUUUGACACCUUCUUCAACAUUGAGAAGUACCUGGACCACGAGCAGAAAGAACAGAUCUCCCUGCUCCGGGACAGCGACAGCGAAGGCCCCGAGCUCUCGGACUGGGAGAAGUACGCUGCCGAGGAGUACGACAUCCUGGUGGCGCAGGAGGCUGCGGGAGAGGCCUGGGACGACGGGUACGAGGCGGAGCUGAGCCCCGUGGAGCAGAAGCUGAGCUCGCUGCGCCCGGCGCUGGCCCAGAGGCCCUUCUUCGAGUCCGAGAGCCCGCUGGGUGACGUCGAGCUGUACGAGUACGAGAGCGAGGACGAGGACGAGGCCCUGCCGCCCUCCUGAGCCUGCCGUCUCCUCGCGUGCCGCCCUCCUGAGCCCGCCGUCUCCGCGUGCCGUGACGCAGGCGCUGGCCGUGGGGCUGCUUGUCUGCGGUGCUCGGUGUCAUUUACUCGGCGUGGAAACUGCCCCCAGUGGCUCAGCAGUGGGUGUGUCCCACCCAUCGGGGGCGCUCGGACCCCAGGCCGGGCCUGGCGGGAGAGACAGUGGCCUCUGGGCGCCCGAAGGUGAGGGCCUUGGGCCCAUGCCCAGCCACUGUGCCCCCCCUGUUGCGGCCCAGCACUGCCGGGUCCAUGCUCGGGGGUAGCUGAGGCCUCGUGGCCCCGGGAGCACCCCCGCCACCUGCACCCAGCGAUGGCGCGGGGCCCGAGGCGCGGGGGCCGUCCCAGCACUCUGGCCCCGUCCCAGGGAUGUACAGGAUUUGUAAAGCUCACUUCCUCUUGCCGUGCAGAGCUGUUCAAAGAUGUUUUAUGAGACGUUUGUACUUUCAAAUAAAGAAUGGUUUUCAGUA
Molecule: messenger RNA, 3049 nt
Organism: Sorex araneus (European shrew)
Lineage: Eukaryota; Metazoa; Chordata; Mammalia; Eulipotyphla; Soricidae
Gene: PPP2R3B
Product: protein phosphatase 2 regulatory subunit B''beta
Exons: 14
Coding region: 886-2544 (552 amino acids)
Biological process (GO): protein dephosphorylation
Cellular component (GO): protein phosphatase type 2A complex
Molecular function (GO): calcium ion binding; protein phosphatase regulator activity
Source: RefSeq, a predicted model, not a curated record